Molecule: messenger RNA, 641 nt
Organism: Melitaea cinxia (Glanville fritillary)
Lineage: Eukaryota; Metazoa; Arthropoda; Insecta; Lepidoptera; Nymphalidae
Gene: Snapin
Product: SNAPIN protein homolog
Exons: 3
Coding region: 129-575 (148 amino acids)
Biological process (GO): regulation of synaptic vesicle exocytosis; intracellular protein transport; endosome to lysosome transport
Cellular component (GO): BLOC-1 complex; BORC complex; synaptic vesicle
Molecular function (GO): SNARE binding
Source: RefSeq, a predicted model, not a curated record
AUUUGUCAAUGUAAGCUGUCAAAGUUAUGAACUUUUGUAAAACGUAAUGAAAUCUUGAACUUUACAAAAACAGUACAAAUAUCACAAACUUUAAACUAAUAAUGUGAUUGAGAUUAAACUGUCACGAUAUGGAUGACACAGAAAGCACUACAACAUCGGCAGAUGAAAAUACUGGCAACUUGUGUGAUAAUCCGACUAGGGAUACUCUAGCCGAAGGUUUACUAGGCCUACUUAAACCUACAGUGGACCAACUAGAUGACCGGGUUAGGAUUACUAGGAUUUCUCAGUUGGAAUUGAAGCAACAAAUCGAGUCACUAAACGAAGAGUUACUAAAAGUAAGAGAGGCACUCAAUAAUCAUCCUGAUUUAGACCCUUAUGUUAAGAAGUUGAUUGCUUGCAAACACAAAGUCACUGUUGUGCUAAACGUUUUACAAGCUUCUCAAGAUAGGCUAAAUGAAAUAAGGCGCAUGAUUAACAAGGAAAAGAGUGUUCGCACAUCUGUUCCUGAACCCACAAUACAAGAACCAGAGCAAAGCACUAGUAAUUUAGCUUCAGACCGUGGUUGCAUUAACUGAUAAUAUGGAGACACCUUAUCAAAAUCAUAUAAAUAAAACUGACUUUGAUCAUGUUUAUGAACCAGC